CCACAUUUGUGCCCGUCAGCCUCAUCCGGGCUCGGCUGAGGGGCGGCCGGGGCAGCAGCUCCUCCCUCAGCCCACAGGGAUACAGCCAGCACACCCCGGUUCCGCGGCGCUCCCCGGGGUGUGAGGGGGCCGGCCGGGCCCCGGUCCCUCCCUCCCCCGGGCCGGGAAACGAAAGCGAAAGGCGGCCCCGGGAGGGCUCCGGAGGUGUCUGAGGAGCCGCCGGCAGCUGCGGCAGCCCCGGCCGAGCCCCCAGCCCGUCCCGGCCGAGCCCCCUGCCCGUCCCGGCCGUGUCCGCCGGGAGCCGAGCGGAAACUGUACAGAAGUCUGUGAAUUUUGGCUGUUCGAUUCAAACCAGAAAAGCAUUCCGAGACCCAAAGCCUCAGUUUCAAGGCUCCGAGUGACGGCGGUGUCGGCUCAGAAUCAAGGUUGCCAUGGAUUUUACAAGCCCCCCGUUAUCUCUACAUGACAAUGGUUUUAGUAUGGUACCCCCUGCUCCACAUGGGACUCCCCUGGAAGAGAUGGAAAAACUUAAGGAGGAGCUGAGGAAGUGGAAGACAAGAGUUGAAGAGGCUGAAGAGAUAAAAUCUGACCUUUUUCUCUCCAAAUUAAGAGCUGAUGCAGAGUGUGAUAAAGCAGAGAAGAAGCUGGCAGAGCUGAAGGAGCAGGAGAAGCAGCGUAAGGACAGAAUUGCCAGCUGUGAGCAGGAGCUCUUGCUGCUGAAGCAAGAAAACACUGAGCUGAAAAAGGAGAUUGAAAAGCUCAAAGAAGACCUGGAAGAACACAGUUCCCGGGAUAAUCCGUUGGAGAUUAAAAAGAAGGUGGCAGAAAUGAAAUUGAAGUUCACUCACCUGGAGGAGAUGAAGGAUGAUGGGGCAGAUGUGGAUAUGGACACCCACUGUGUCUUUGGGGUAGCCACAAAAACCCCCUUCAGACUCAACCAGAACCAGGCACUGCUGACUUUUGAAGAUGAAGAAGUUGCCCAGAAGCUGACAAAGAUGAGCAAGCACUGUGUGAACCUGGACAGCAGAACAGCAAAUGUGACAGUGAAGCCUUUGGAACUUGACAUGGGAUUCCAGUUUGAGCUCCAUGUCACUGUCUCUGGAAAGAAGAUCAACGUUUCAGACAUACCUGAGCUUCCCAUUCCUGAAGACUGGAUGAGAGACAAACUUGAGCUGCAUUUCUACAAAACUCAGCAGGCAGGAGGAGGAGGAGAAAUAGAAAAUGUGACCUACAACAAGGGGUCUGGGACAGCUGUCAUCACAUUCCUCAAACCCGGAGCAAGCUACAACUUUGUGGGAUGUACUGAAUACCCUUUCUGUGCAGAGGAAAGGCAGUUCAUCCUUUCUGUCUCCCCACAUUUUGAUUUCCACUUGAGGAGGUUCCAGCCACACUGCAGGGUUUCCAAGAAAACCAUUCUGCUGAGAGGAAUCCCAGAGGUGGAGGAGGAUGAAGAAAGUGUGCAGGACAUGAUUGAAAUUCACUUCCAAAAGCCAAGCAAUAGCGGGGGGGAGAUAGAGAAAAUCAAAUACAACUCCAGAGGAGCAGCCUAUGUUUGCUUUGAGGAGGAUACUGGGAAUGCCACCUCAGAAAUCCCAGGGGACUCAUGAAGUGCUGAGGUUUUGUUCCUGUAGGUACUGUGCUUUAAUGCUCUGAAAUUGAUACUGCAGCAAAGGAGUCCUGCCUUCCUGCUUUGUCUCAUGGCACUGGCUUUGCAUAGGAAGUCAGCAAAACUCCCUGCAGAUUAAAGGCACAGACCAAGCCUUGAGCAGCCCCUGAAACAGCUCAGGUUCUCUGCAAAUUUGCAUAUUUUAUACCUUGCAGAUUUUAAAGAUACUCCAGAGUGGGAUGAGUGGAUUAUUUCUGACAUUCUGGAUACAAAAGCCAUAUUUAAGCCCAACCCAAGCCUCCUCCUAGUCCUGCUUUGUGAAGUGCCAGAGCUUCAGAAGGUGGCUCUGACACAACUGCAGUCCUGCUGAGGUUGCUGAGUGCUGAACUCAAACACCUGAAAGCAUCCUGUAAUUUCACCGUAUCAAAUUAGUGAUAGAAUGAAAACAGAAAAUGGGGGCUGCAAAAACGAGAAAUUGCAUUUAAGAAGGGGCCUGGCAUUUGCUUCCUUUAGCUGUUCAUAGCCUGCUUUAUUGUUUGAUUUUAAUAUUUGUUUCUGCAAUUAAAAUUUUCAUAAUUUUUGCUCA
Messenger RNA from Motacilla alba alba, 2192 nucleotides. It is a transcript of the gene NMI, whose product is annotated as N-myc and STAT interactor. The record is from RefSeq and is a predicted model, not a curated record. NCBI's taxonomy places the organism in Eukaryota, Metazoa, Chordata, Aves, Passeriformes, Motacillidae. The transcript is spliced from 11 exons. Bases 432 to 1607 code for a protein of 391 amino acids. Gene Ontology annotation, cellular component: cytoplasm.